Molecule: messenger RNA, 2510 nt
Organism: Cyprinus carpio (common carp)
Lineage: Eukaryota; Metazoa; Chordata; Actinopteri; Cypriniformes; Cyprinidae
Product: RAB4a, member RAS oncogene family
Exons: 8
Coding region: 138-779 (213 amino acids)
Biological process (GO): Rab protein signal transduction; regulation of endocytosis
Cellular component (GO): endosome
Molecular function (GO): GTPase activity; GTP binding
Source: RefSeq, a predicted model, not a curated record
CAGGAAGUAGCUGCUACACAAACUUCCGACAAGGAUGCGCGAAACCCUCGAAGAGAUUUCCCUUUAGUUGAUAUCCUUGUUGAUUGCCUUGAAAGACAGAAACACAGUGUAAACAGACUAGAAACACAGCGCCAGUCAUGUCAGAGACAUACGAUUUCCUGUUUAAGUUCCUUGUGAUAGGAAAUGCAGGGACUGGAAAAUCGUGUCUGCUUCAUCAUUUUAUAGAAAAAAGAUUCAAAGAUGACUCAAAUCACACUAUUGGGGUUGAAUUUGGCUCAAAGGUAAUCAGUGUGGUCAGUAAGUUUGUCAAGCUCCAGAUCUGGGAUACAGCGGGACAGGAGCGUUUCAGGUCUGUAACACGCAGCUACUACAGAGGGGCAGCAGGGGCUCUUCUCGUGUAUGACAUCACUAGUCGAGAAACAUACAACACUCUGACCAACUGGUUGACAGAUGCCAGGAUGCUGGCCAGCCAGAACAUCGUGAUCAUACUGUGUGGGAAUAAGAAAGAUCUUGAUGCUGACCGUGAAGUCACCUUUCUGGAGGCCUCACGCUUCGCUCAAGAGAAUGAGCUCAUGUUUUUGGAGACCAGUGCUCUAACAGGGGAGAACGUGGAGGAAGCUUUUGUCCAGUGUGCACGGAAAAUCCUUAACAAGAUAGAGUCAGGUGAGCUGGACCCGGAGCGGAUGGGUUCAGGAAUCCAGUACGGAGAUGCAGCGUUGCGGCAGCUGCGUUCUCCCAGACGGGCUCAAGCAGAGAGCGUGCAGGACUGUGGCUGUUAACACUGAUCCCAGUCAGCUGACCAACCAGGCCAAGGCAGGUUUUGUGAACACGAGGAGGAGGACAUUAGUGGGGAGUUUGACGUACGGCUCAUCAUGGUGGAGUGACUGUUUCCCUCUGACAUGCUGGGGGACCCCCCUGUGCUCAAGAAGGCUCUGGAAAAUGUUUACUGUCCCCCUCGGGCCCAAGCCAAGACAUCUGUGGUACCCAAAACCCUGAGGGUAGCUAAAAUACCCGGCCCUUGUUCCUGAGAAUACUGCACUGAGCUCCUGCCCCGUCUUUCCCUCUUCCAUAUGUAGAUGUUGUGUAGACAAGAGUUUCUAUUAUCACCUUGGAGCAUGUUUCAUGGUUGCAGUGCUACGACAUAUUCAUAAAUGACUAUAUACAGCAUAUAUAUAGCUUAGGCAUUACUGCUUUAUGGCACGCACCUGUAAAUCUUAUCAAUGGAGUUUAUCGUGCAUUAUCUUGCUAGCAGAGUUUCCUUUUAUUUAAAAAAGAAAGAAAGAAAAGUUUCAUGUCUGUUGUAUUAUUUGUAUAUUUUGGUUGGUUAUGUUUUAGGAAAGGAUGCUAGAAUGUUUGUUUAAAUUUAAGGGCCAGUGCACCCUUGCCUUCAUAUCGCACUGUUAUACAUUGUCAGUAUGAACAGCUUCAAAAUCAGUGUUACAUGCUCUAUAUUUAUUGUAAAGCAUUCAUGUGCUGCAGUCCCAUUUUAAGGUGUCUGUUGGAAUAACACUGUUUAAACUGAUUUCUGUUUUCAAGAUUUUCUUUUUUGUUGAGAAUAUGUAUUUUCUUAUUUUUCUCUACUUGUCCCCUGUACUUACAUUUAUACAUUUUAAGUGAACAUAUCUCAAAUAUGCUUGCACCGAAAAUGAAUGAUAAAUCAUUGUGACCCAACUUCAUAAUGCGUGUCAUUAUGUCUUUAUAUUAAGAUUUAAUGUUGGUAAAAACUUAAAAUGGGAAAAUUGCCAGUAGUCAUGAUUAACAUUUGCAUUUGAAUGGUAGUUGGUUCUUUGUUUUUCAUUAAUCUUGUGUCUACACUUUACAUCGAUCUAAAAAAAAAAAAAAAAAAAAGUAAAUAAAUUCUGUAGCAUUAAUGUAAAGAAUUAAGAUCUGAGUCAAAACUUACCUAAUCAAAUGUACAAUUUAGCUGCUGUUUGUAAAAUAAGUGUAAUUUGUGUUAAACUUUCUGGACAUCUUUCUUCAUGCAACAAAUGAAGUUUUUAUUUUUUUUAAAUAAUCAUUCCAUUAAAGUGAACAAGGGAACUUUGCCAGACAUUAAAGUGCUCCUUGGGUCUGAUACAUGGAUGAGGUCUGGGCAAGCUUGCAGAAUCCUGAUGUCCAAGACCAGCGUGCUGUAAUGAGUUGGCAAUUUAAAAAUCUGCCUUGUGCAUUAAUGACAAAAAGAGUUUCAUAUAAUACUGCAGCAAGCUUGUGAACAAGCUGUCCUAUUAACAGCAAUGUUAAGACUGAAAACUGACACAUUUACUACCAGACUGUGUCCUCGUAAAGAAAGUGUUAAAAAACUAUUAUCACAUUUACAUCUCAGUCUCACAGGCAGUAAUCUAAACGCUUAAACUUUAAUACCCUUCAAAACUGCUUCCUUAGCAGACAGUGGAAUGGAUAUUAAUCAUAUUAAUCUAGCUCAUAAACAUUAUGGCUUCAUUAUCUAUACCCUAAAACCAACACUAUUCACAUAGUACAUGCCAUAAAUCACUAUGAAGAUAUGAUAUGGG